Hyposmocoma kahamanoa is the source of this 1872-nucleotide messenger RNA. Its product is annotated as sensory neuron membrane protein 2-like. Gene Ontology annotation, molecular function: scavenger receptor activity. The record is from RefSeq and is a predicted model, not a curated record. Bases 260 to 1840 code for a protein of 526 amino acids. NCBI's taxonomy places the organism in Eukaryota, Metazoa, Arthropoda, Insecta, Lepidoptera, Cosmopterigidae. The transcript has 10 exons. Gene Ontology annotation, cellular component: cytoplasm; membrane.
AUACACUUGUCCAAUUAUCAUUGCCCGAUGUAAAACGCAGAUAAAAUUUAAACUUGAAGUAUCUUACAUUAAAGUAUAUUUUUACAGUGCUACUUAGAAUUCAGUCAAUUAAAAUCUUUAAUUAGAUUUGACAUUGAUUAAACAACUUUCCUCUAGGGAUGAAGACCAAACUUUGAAACAAAAAUUUGAAAUUUGAAGCUAUAAAAAAAGCUCGUUAAAAGGUUUUUUAGACUUGGACUAGUGUAUUUUAAAGUGCAAGAUGGUUCUCAAAGUGUUCACCAAGCAGUCGAGAGUGUGGUUCGCCGUAUCGCUUGGAUUAAUGAUCCUAGCUAUAGCGCUAGUCGUGUGGGGCGCGCCUUACAUCAUUAACCGACAGAUACAAAAGAACAUCCAAAUCGACAACUCGUCGCAAAUGUUCGAGAAAUGGAGGAAACUGCCGGUGCCUCUGGACUUUAAAAUAUACGUGUUCAACGUAACCAAUAGUGAAGAAAUCAAUAAUGGCGAGAAGCCCAAACUUGCUGAAAUUGGCCCCUAUGUAUACAAAGAAUAUCGCGAGAAAACCAUCCUCGGCUACGGUGCCAACGAUACGGUAAAAUACAUGCUGAAGAAGACAUUUUACUUCGCUGCCAACGAGAGCGGCUCGCUUUCAGAAGAUGACGAUGUUGUCGUCGUCAAUUUAUCGUACAUGGCAGCUCUACUAGCGGUGAAUGACUUGAUGCCGAGCUUCGUGGGCAUGGUGAACCAGGCUCUUGAAGAAUUCUUCUCCAACCUUACGGAUCCCUUUCUCCGCGUGAAGGUCAAGGAUCUAUUCUUCGAUGGCAUUUAUCUUAACUGCGAAGGCGAGAGUUCUGGUUUGGGACUGGUAUGCGGUAAAAUAAAAGCAGACAUGCCACCAACAAUGCGACCAUCGGAAGAUGGAAAAGGAUUUUAUUUCUCCAUGUUCUCCCAUUUAAACCGAACGGAGUCUGGUCCAUACGAGAUGAUACGUGGUACCGAGAACGUAUACGAUUUAGGCCAUAUAGUCUCCUAUAAAGGAAAAAAUGUGAUGAGCCAGUGGGGAGAUAAAUAUUGCGGCAUGCUGAAUGGAUCAGAUUCCUCUAUAUUCCCUCCCAUCAAUCCGAACCACGUUCCAAAGAGAUUGUAUACUUUUGAGCCCGAUAUUUGCAGGUCGUUGUAUGUCAGUCUUGUCGGCAAGAGGAACAUCUUCGAUCUAUCGUCAUAUUACUACGAGAUAUCGGAGUCUGCACUUGCGGCGAAGAGCGCCGUGCCCGCCAAUAAAUGCUUCUGUCGCAAGAAUUGGAGUGGCAGCCACGAUGGAUGCCUCCUGAUGGGCGUAAUCAAUCUCGAACCCUGUCAAGGAGCCCCAGCAGUCGCCUCUUUGCCACAUUUCUACCUCGCUUCAGAGGAACUAUUGCAGUACUUCCAUCCUGGCAGCGACAUCAAACCCGAUAAGGAAAAACACAACAGCUAUGUUUAUUUGGACCCGGUCACAGGUGUCGUUUUGAAAGGAGUUAAACGUAUGCAGUUCAACAUAGAACUCCGCCAGCUGCCGGGGGCCCCGCAAGUAGCCAACGUACCUACUGGACUUUUCCCGCUCCUGUGGAUGGAAGAGGGAGCAGAAUUACCACCAUCUAUAUUGGCAGAUCUGCAAAGUUCUCAUGCUUUUCUAGGCCACAUACGGAUCGUGCCAUGGGUGAUUUUGGUAACUGCAAUGAUAAUAGCUGCGAUCAGCACCAUCGCCCUAGUGCGCUCCGGAGGACUGCCGAUGUGGCCAAAGAACAAUUCUGUUAGCUUUAUACUUAGACCUAAUGUUAGUGCUCAAGGUAAUAAAGUACAAUAGUGGUGCAUUAAUUUUUAUUUUACCCUUAUCUC